GAUGUUGGACCUUUCUAUGUAUGUAGAGAGGAUAGGGCAACCGAGACCCAAAUGGGACGAAUGGUCCGGAGACACCCGGUGGCCGGUAGCUUCCGGCCCGCCCCGAUGCCUCAGGGACCAGGCUGGGCGCAGCCUUGUUGCCUCAGGCUGACCGACUCUCCAGUCAGGUGAUGCCGCAGGGGAUGUACACAGGUCUAGCCCGUAUCUUUCGGGCGAUGGUGCGCUAUCCACAUCUGGUUGGUGGCGAAGGUCGAUUCUGCACCGUGCUCAUGGAAACAUUCACUGGAGCUCUGAUUGGCAAGGUUGGGGCAGAUGGUUGCUACGGACUUGGUAUCCGCGCCUCGGAUGAGACCCGGCGACUUGGAGCCGACGGGGCGAUCGGCAUCGCGGUGAAACUCGAGGAGGGAAAUCUGAAUAUCCUCUCCGCUGCGGUUGUCGAGAUUCUUGCUCAGCUUCAGCUCGGCACAUCCGAGCAACUGCAGCCCCUGGCCGCGUUCCAUCGGCCGCAAAUCCGCAACACGGCCGGUGAUGUUACGGGAGAAACCUCGCAUCAGUUUCGACUAUCAUCGUUAUAGCAGCUGCCGCUUAUGAGCUUGUCUGUCACCCUUUCUG
This is a messenger RNA of Aspergillus ibericus CBS 121593, 612 nucleotides long. RefSeq names its product L-asparaginase II. The transcript has a single exon. The coding region runs from base 171 to 575 and encodes 134 amino acids. The record is from RefSeq and is a predicted model, not a curated record. NCBI's taxonomy places the organism in Eukaryota, Fungi, Ascomycota, Eurotiomycetes, Eurotiales, Aspergillaceae.